AUGGCAUCAGUUUCGACCCUCAUUCAAAUACUGCCUCUUGUGGCUGGCUUUGCACUUGCCGCCGACUACCCAGGUAUCCCUAAGGAUCUAACAACUCCUGUGCAACAACGCGUUGCAUUCAAGGGACCUAACGCAAUCUCCGUCGCCUGGAACACUUACCAAAAGUUGAAUGAGGGCUGUGUUCAGUAUGGCAAAUCUGCAAACAGUUUGACCUCUCAAGCAUGUUCCACCCAGUCUCUGACCUAUGGAACUUCUCGUACUUGGGCCAAUACAGUCGUGCUCUCUGGACUUGAUGCUGCGACUACGUAUUACUACAAGAUCAACUCGACAAACUCGACUGUCAAUCAAUUCAUGACUGCUCGCACUCCUGGAGAUAAGACAGCCUUCAACUUGGACGUUGUGGUUGAUCUCGGCGUGUAUGGCGCAGAUGGCUAUACCACCUCUCGCAAACGCGAUAUCCCCUAUGUCCAGCCCGCCUUGAACCACACCACCAUCGCCGCCCUUGCUCGUACCAUCGAUAACUAUGACUUUGUGAUCCACCCCGGCGACUUCGCCUACGCAGAUGACUGGUACCUCAAGCCCAAGAACCUGCUCGACGGCAAGAACGCCUAUGCCGCCAUCCUCGAAAACUUCUACGACCAACUCGCCCCCAUCGCAGAUAGAAAACCCUACAUGGUAUCGCCAGGAAACCAUGAAGCUGCGUGUACCGAAAUUCCCUUCAGCAGUGGAUUGUGUCCUGAGGGUCAGAAGAACUUUACGGAUUUCUUGACGAGGUUUAACGGGCAGAUGCCUACUUCAUUUGCUUCGUCGUCAAAGAAUGUCACUGCACAAGCAGCGGCUAAGAAAGCUCAAGCCCUGGCAAACCCUCCCUUCUGGUAUUCCUUCGAAUACGGAAUGGCGCAUAUAGUCAUGAUAGACACCGAGACCGACUUCCCCUCCGCCCCGGACGCAGCAGGCGGCAGCGCAAACCUCGGCGGCGGUCCCUUUGGCAAAACACCCACCCAACAGCUGGACUUCCUAGACGCCGAUUUGAGCUCCGUCGACCGCACAGUCACACCCUGGGUCAUCGUAGCAGGCCACCGCCCCUGGUAUUCUACCGGCGACUCCAAAAACAUCUGCACACCCUGCCAAAAAGCCUUCGAACCCCUCUUCUACAAAUACGGCGUCGAUCUCGGUGUAUUCGGCCACGUGCACAAUUCCCAACGCUUCAAUCCUGUAUACAACAAUAUUGCCGAUACAGCUGGACUCAAGAAUCCCAAAGCGCCUGCAUAUAUCAUCGCGGGAGGUGCUGGAAAUAUCGAGGGAUUGAGUGAUGUGGGUGCUAAUUUCUCGACCAAUGUUUUUGCGUAUGGGGAUGAGUUUAGUUAUGCGACGUUGAAGUUCAAGGAUGCGAAGAAUUUGCAAAUCGACUUUUUGAGGUCGGAUACUGGUGAGGUUUUGGAUUCGAGUGUGGUUUACAAGGAGCAUGCUGUUGCGUUUGUCAGGAACUGAGCGGGAGAUUUGGGAUGUUGGAGAGUAUAGUGGGAUAUACAAUCUGGAAACAGAAAGCACAGUC
Messenger RNA from Aureobasidium pullulans EXF-150, 1555 nucleotides. Its product is annotated as Metallo-dependent phosphatase. The record is from RefSeq and is a predicted model, not a curated record. The transcript has 3 exons. Gene Ontology annotation, molecular function: metal ion binding; acid phosphatase activity. Lineage: Eukaryota; Fungi; Ascomycota; Dothideomycetes; Dothideales; Saccotheciaceae. The coding region runs from base 1 to 1491 and encodes 496 amino acids.